CCAACCAACCGAAAAUCGCAGUGGACCGUGGAGCACCCAAUAUUAAUAAUGCCGCGCCAAACCGCACCGUAGAUAACAGUUUCAACUUCAAAGUUCCCAGUUUCAGCAUGACACCGCUGCUCAGGCUCACCUCGACCUUCAGCUCCACUCACUCUUUUAUGCUACUAUCGUCUUCGAAACCCCCGAUCUCGAAGCAAAAGCUAUUCACGAAGAGCCAGGAAAGCCACCUUCAUCUCACAUCUCCGAUCAACAUCUCUCGGAGAGACGUUGCUUUGCUCUCUUUCCUCGCUCUUGUCCCUUUCCUCUCGCAACCUGCUCCUGCUACUGCAUUUUCCAUCGGCAUUUCAGGACCUAAGGACUGGCUUAAGGAGCAAAAGAAGAAAGCCUCGAAGUUCCUCUUGGCACCUAUCGAUGCUUCCCGAGAAAUCCUUCGCUCUGCGUAUCUCUCACUCACGACGAGUGAAGUGGAGUAUACGCCUAAGGAAUUAGAGGAAUUUCAAAGGCUGUUAAGAUCUGCUGCUAGGGACUGUAUUCCGCAAGAGAGGAAUUCGUUUGUUGCGUUUCAGGCCAAUACCGGAGUUGAGGUUUGCACAUUCCGGUUGAUUGUGAAAAAUGCAUCUUCUUUGCUUGAUAAAGAGGACCCUGCAAAGUUGGAAGCUGAAGCUAUGCUAAAUGAUCUUAUAAGAUCUUUCACUUCUCUCAAUGGUCUAGUGAAUGAAACUGGCAUUCAAGAUACUUCCAAUAGGAAGAAGGUAGCUGACGCACUCAUGAAUACUAUAUCUUCGCUGAACAAAUUUGAGCAGGGUGUAAAGUACUGCCUUGAAGUUUGACUUUUUUUUUUUAAUUUAAUCUCGAAUUAAGUUAGAACUUUCAGGUGUAUACUGUAUUUCAUGCUUAAAGAUCUUGCAAAUGAUCUUUUCUCCCCAUCUUUUGGAGUUGGAAACAUGCUUCCUUUUGACUUUGAAAUUGGGUAUAUCCUUUAUUCUAUACCUGCCCUUUUGUUACCAAUGUUCUCACUCUGCCCAAUCUUUGGCAGAAGAAGGAUACCUUUUGCACAGUCUGAUUGGAAUGAAGUCUAGUUCAGAUUUACCACUUGUAUGUUAUGAAUAGUUAUAUUUUUUUUAGUUUGUAUUGUGGAGUUUGUGACACAAAGACAAGCUUUCUCUCUUUCUUUCUUCCCCCUACAAAAAUAUAUUUCCAAGUGGUUUCUGGAUUAGUUAAAAAUUCCAUAUCUGUCCUGCAUUCCAAUCAUUAAAUAUUUGCUUUCCUAGUCCCCUUCUAAAAUUGCAGACUUGCUCAUUGUUGACCAUGGAUAAUAGCUUACUCAAUAUUUUAGCUACUUCAAGUAUGAAAUCUGCCAGUUAGUAAUGCCAUGGUUUUGAGUACAAACAGAAAGCUUUCUACAGAAUCACAGAUCAUUUUCUUUGAAAUUCACUAGUUCAACUUUAUAUGCUUUGGUUAGCAUGGCUUGUCUGCUUAUUGAAAAUUCAUAUAAAUAAUUAUCUGCCUUUCCUAUGGACUAAUAAUGAUUGAAAAAAGGUAAUACAAUGAAUUAAGUUAUAACUUAUAAGCAGCUAUUCUGGCAUGGUAUCCUGCAACUAUUUGAGGUAGUUGCCUAGUUUUGUUGUGUAGUUAAUAUAUUCUAGUGGAGCAUAUGUAAUGCAUCAAAGUCAUGAAUUUGAGGAUCUUGAAUAGUCCCGUCCUGUGUUCUUCAUUAACGUUCUCCCCUUUUUUUUGGCUGAUGCCAAUUCUGCGUUAUGCACCCUUUCCUUCAUAUGAAUUCGUGCUAAUGUACUUCAGUCUCUUGCCUGCUUGAAACAUUGUUCAAAAUUAAUGGCUGUCAUUCUUAGAUAUAUGCUUCCCGAGUACAUUGUUUAGGCCAUCUGUUUAAAAGAUGCAAGUGAGAGUUCAUGUUGGGUGGAUUCCUUGACAUCAUGUGCACUGUGGUUUUGGCUUUUAUAUAUGCAUAGGAUCAGAAGAAAACUUAUGCUCGCUGAGACCAAUCAUAGUCCCUUUUUAGCAAGGAGUGGGCAAUGUGGCUGUGAGUGUGAAAUAAGAGUAUCCUUUCCAUCUUCUCUUCAGCUUUCCUUGCUAAAACGGAUCUUUUUUCCCUGAAAGAAAUUAUUUGUGCAAUUAGUUUGUUCGGGUCCUUGGGGAUGAAAUCUGAUGUGUGCUAGCAAAUGGUUCUGAGUUGUCAGGAGAACUUUACACAGCUUAACUGCAGUCUGCAUACCUGUGAUUUCUACAAACAAUGAUACCUACAUUUAUUCUAUAUUUUGGGGUUGCAACCUGUGAUUUCUGCAAUAGUUUCAAAUGAUUCUCUGUUGAUUGGGCACACCAGAAGCCUGUACAAAAUACAAGUGACGACAAGGUUUUCCAUCAUCUGGAUAGGUCUGCUUGACCUUGGCAAGCUGCAGAGCUUGUUGAACUGAUUUAUUGGAUUGUCCAAGAGCACAAAAUGAGUAUCGGGGUCACCAAUCUGUGAAAGCUUUACAUGGGAAAACCCUAGAGAUGGCAGCAGCUGAUCAGGCUAAUAACCGUAGAAGUGGAAGAUGGAAGUGGGUAGAAUGGUGGAUGGUUUAUUGAUGAAAAUCUGCCAAGAGAACUGUGUGGGCAAGGGCACACUUGUCAGCUAUGAGCUUCAGUACUUGCGUGCCAUGGGAGUGAGAAGGUGGUAGAGGAUACCUACUAGAACUCAGACCAUGUUCUUCUCUCGUACAAACCCUGAUAUCUGAAGAUUUUGGAGCCAGUCAUUAUUUCUGAUACCUUUUGCUACUCUGCUUAGGCAUUUUGCUAUCAUCUGCGGAUGCUUGUGUUCAUCUAUUGAUCCCAUUGCUGCCUCUAGAAGAGUGGCUUUUACUUCUAAGGUGAAAAUCAACUUCAAAAAACACUGCUUUCCUUCAAGCAGCUUAGCGGAAGCAAGAUCAACAAAUUUACACGUAUAGAUUUAUCCAUUGUUGUUCUAGUUUUAAAUCAGGAUCAGCUGAAGAUAAUACAACCAUUCAUAGUGCAAGCUUUCCGAAUGAGAAAUGUUAUUGGCAGCGUUAGUUUCAAAAAUAUAUCGAGGAAUGUGCUUAGUAGGCACCUGCCUGCACCAAGGACAACAACCUAUACCUCACCAUUGAAUGAGUUGAGAGCAGCCUCAAGUUUUGAAUCAGACCAGAGGGUUUGAACUGCGAGAAGCACUCCUGAAAUUUCUUGAGAAUUUUUGUGGCAGUCAUUUUUAUCUUCUCAAGAAAGUUUUUAAGGUAUGUCUCUCCUGCUAGCAAGUCUGCAAGUGCGUCAUGUAUCACAUGUCUCCACAAGGCUCUUUCAGCUGCUGUUUGACAUGCCGACUGUCAGAGAUAAUCCCAUUCAUUUUGAAUUGUUGUGUGGAAUUCCUGAACUGUUGCAUUUCUAUUCUUUCCGCAAGCCAUUUCAUGGUCUAACAUGUUUGAAGAGUAACAGAAGAUCGUAGCGUGGGAGAGCAAGUGAUACAUACCGGAAGAUUUAACUGAGGAAUCAGGCAGCAUUGCAAUAUAGGAGACAAGAUAGCCACGAUAUGACCCAAGUUUGUGAAUCGAGCAAAAUCAUAUCCAGCUUCUCUGCCUGGAGAAAAGGAAGGCAGCAGUGUAGUCCAGAGUACCCCCAUUUAUCUUGCAACCCUUCCUUUUCUGUUGUCCCUUUUCCUUUUUUCUUUUUUGGUAAUUUAUAACAUAAUCUCUAAGAAUUAAAAUUCAUAAUUUAGUCUA
Molecule: messenger RNA, 3731 nt
Organism: Manihot esculenta (cassava)
Lineage: Eukaryota; Viridiplantae; Streptophyta; Magnoliopsida; Malpighiales; Euphorbiaceae
Exons: 7
Coding region: 108-830 (240 amino acids)
Cellular component (GO): chloroplast
Source: RefSeq, a predicted model, not a curated record